UGGGGACGACUACGAAACCUUCAUGACCUUUGAACUUUACUCGCACGGCGAUAGCGAGAGGGCAUUCCAUCGAAAAACAUAUAAAUCGCUCCGUUUUGCCACUUUAGAUAUCCUCAUCUUUACUAGGGUGUCGUCAGAUCAAUGUACUUUAAGUAUGGCAUCCUUGAGAUGGUUUAAAAGGCUUCCCAACGGCCGAGGUUUAGCCGUAAACAUCCGAGAAAGUAGAACCGAUGUUGCAACUCCGACUCCGAGUCGGACGGCUUCAGCGGGUGUAGCUGAUCCGGGGCGUUUGUUGUCUUCGCUCCCGGUGUCACACGGGUGCCUCGCAUCGCACCAUCGUGGCUGUGCCGGAACAGAACGACCCUUGUUGACGUUUGCUUCCGCACUCGUAAGGAGUGGCAUGUGUAUUGAACGUUGUCUCCACACAAGCACUUCUUUGAUGGGCUACAAAUGGGAGAGACGAAACAAGAAAGUUUACCCUCCGCAGAAACCUGGAGAGCCCCCACGCAUGGCGGAGGUGCACUACUCCAGAAGACAGAUCAAGCACAGCAUGAGAAAAAUGUGGUACAUUUCGAAAUUUGUGGAAGGCAUGAUGAUUGAUGAUGCACUCACUCAACUGCAAUUUAUCAAAAAGAAAAGUGCCCAGAUUGCUAGAGAGGUUCUUCUUGAAGCUCAAGAAGAAGCAGUCAAAAACCACAAUGUGGAAUUCAAGUCCAAUCUUCACAUAGCUAAAUCCUUUGUAGCCAAAGGGGAGUAUGACCAUGCCAUGCGCAUCCAUGCCAAGGGGCGCUUCGGUAUCCUAGACCUUGUCUACUGCCACUUCUACGUCUGUCUCAAGGAAGGGCCGCCUCCCAAGAAGGUGGAGGCCACAGGAUAUGACCAGGCUCAGCAUUACAUGGACUCGCUUAGAAAGAGGACAAUCAUACACUCAAUGUGAGAGGGAAGGACAAUACUGCAGACAUAACGUAUGAUGUACUGGAUCAUAACCUAUGAUAUGGCUGGGAAAACUGGAGCAAGUUUUCACCAUCUUUGAAGAAAAUAUCUCACCAAUGUGCCGAGGUAAACUGGGCAUAGGUCGAGAAUGUGUAGAAGAUGCUCAGAAACGUUUCGAUAUGUAAACACAUUUGGAUACAUCAUUUUAGAGGGACACUUUCAACAGGAAUGCCCCCUUUUGGGCUCUAAAACAUGCUUCUCACAAAAUGAUUACAGUAAUAAUUGGCAACAUGACCUUGAAAGCAAAUGUCUACAAACAGGGUUUUCAACAUUUGUAACACAUUCUUUGGAUUUUCUGUGACCAAGAUCUUUGAAAAAUGGCAAGUAAACAACACAAAAUCACAAAGGCAAAACUUUGAUAGCCUUCAAGUGUUAUUGUAGCCCAAAUAUCCAUUGUACCUUAUGUCUUACAAAUCAAUGAACGCAUUUUUCACCGAGUUACAUUUUUAAUUUCUUUGUAAAGUGCUUUUAAUUCGAAAUUCAAGAGGUUAAAAAAAGGAUUAUUCCAUCAACCCUAACCACCCCAACCCUUCAACAUCCAACUGCAUGUUUAGUUGGAAUCUAUUAGAGUGAGUACUACACUAGUAUAAAACUGAUAAUGUUUUACAUGGGGUAGAGUCCAACAGUUUGGGUGUAUAGUUUACCAUAUGGUGUUGGAAUAUGGUGUUGGAAAGUGAGGAAGGUUCCUAGUAAAUCACUCGAGGGAUUAGGGUUAAGGAAGUAACAAAAUGAAACUCAAACAAUAUAAAGAUACCAAUGAAUUAAAGUUUUGUUGUUUUAUCAAGUCAUGUAUUUGCAAACUCAGGAA
This is a messenger RNA of Patiria miniata (bat star), 1801 nucleotides long. Its product is annotated as 39S ribosomal protein L22, mitochondrial-like. Gene Ontology annotation, biological process: translation; ribosome assembly. Gene Ontology annotation, molecular function: structural constituent of ribosome. Gene Ontology annotation, cellular component: ribosome; mitochondrial large ribosomal subunit. NCBI's taxonomy places the organism in Eukaryota, Metazoa, Echinodermata, Asteroidea, Valvatida, Asterinidae. The record is from RefSeq and is a predicted model, not a curated record. The coding region runs from base 23 to 937 and encodes 304 amino acids. The transcript has 6 exons.